AUGUCGAGUCCCAGUGACCAUGUAGAAGGGAAAAUGCAUAAUCUCGUGGUUUGCGGUGCUGUUGACGCACAGUCUCCCGCCGACGCGGCCCUAUUUGCAGAUUUCAUGGGUAUUUCGAUGACCCUCAGACAUGCUGCUCCGGGCGCUGAAGGAACAGCCCUCUCCUGCUUUCCGCUGGAUGAGCAUUGGGAUGUUCUGGAAACUAGAACUCCUCCAAUAACAACCAUCAAAUGGGGGAAAUUCUGGCCAAAUCAGACUCCAUUGUUUACAUACUCCAAGGCGCAAUCGAGAACAAGGAAUAACAAAUGGUUCGAAUAUGUCUGCCCUGAAGAUAUCCUUGAAAGAGUCACAACCUGGAUACAGGAUAAAGCUCAUAGCGUGGCCGAAAAUGACGUGGUAAACAUCUUUUUGGAAGCGCAUGGGGUAAUGAACGGGAAAAUAAAUCUAGGACCUAAACAUCUAGAAAUAUCUACAGUGACCAACUUACAUUCACAAUUCCCCACAAACUGUCAAGUAAACGUGGUUGGGUCCCACAGCUGCUCUGGAAGUUUGUUCAGGGAAAUCAGAGCCAGUGGCCAGAUAGCUCGACCUGUUGUUGCCGAUUGUGGGCCUGAGGAAUUUAUACACUUUACCGCCAUCCGUUCCGUGGGCAACAGGAUCAGGAACUUCCGUUCUUCGAUGCCCUUCGUUCAGUCUCUGGCGCGAGUCAACUUCCCGUGGCUGCCUCGGCAAGCCACUCCGCCUAUAUUCAUUGCUGAACAUGAAGCAUUCAUGAGAGAGGCAAUGCGGAGAAUUAUCCCGACGCUCUCACGUCCCUGUCAAGCCGACACUUAUACCUCCCAUUUAUCACCCAAGGCCCAGGCGUCGGUAACCCUAUUGGAAGCGUUGAUUUUGCGGGACCAUGUUGAUGUCGUCUUUUUCAAAGAAACCGUCCACAGAAGGCGACGUCCAGAGUGGCCUACCCUCGACCUACAACUAAUGGAACAGAUGCAGAGAACGGCAGCAGAGUGUGAUUUCGAUAAUGCAUUUAGGGAUGAUGGUCCGAUUAUGGGACGAUUAGAGUAUCUGAAGACCAAUAUGCUGGCAUAUUACGAGUUCUUUACCUUAGAACUGGCGGGGAUGAUAUCACAAGGAUGUGCAGAGCCAGAGCAACUGAUCGAAACCAUCCGUUAUACGGAGAUGCUUGGUUCAUUGCUCGAAGGUGAACUACAAAGAUUGCUUCGCGAGAACAACGGUGCUAUUUCGUUUGAGUACGACCCCCAAGAUGGUGGCUGGAUACUCGCCGCCACCGGCUGGUUCCUGGCUUCCCUAUGGGGUUGGCAACGAUCCCUCACUGAUUUCUGA
Nannizzia gypsea CBS 118893 is the source of this 1344-nucleotide messenger RNA. RefSeq lists its product as hypothetical. NCBI's taxonomy places the organism in Eukaryota, Fungi, Ascomycota, Eurotiomycetes, Onygenales, Arthrodermataceae. The coding region runs from base 1 to 1344 and encodes 447 amino acids. The transcript has 3 exons. The record is from RefSeq and is a predicted model, not a curated record.